GUCACUCUUCCUCUUCCGGAGUUGCGCUUCUCUCCUCGUCUGUAGCUUCCUCCAUUUCUAUUUCCCUUCUCCUUUCUUCCUCCUCUGAUGAAACUCGUUAUUCUGCGUGUACUCAGCUUUCGUCCAGCCUUCUACUUCUCUGUCCCGAACAAGCUGAACUGAGCUUCUUUACCCGCUAUCUUCCACGGAACCAAACCCCGCAGCCUGAGUUUACCCACCAUCACCCACGCUCUGCCAGCGAUCCGGUUAACCUUUGAACCCUUUGCUCGCAUGCCUCGACACGAAGACUCUCGUUCACGUGGGCGGGGCCCUCCAGUGAUCCCGCGUUACGCAGACGAAGACCGUUUUGAAUUUCGUCUGCGCGAGGGAGAACGCUAUGGACCACCAGCUCGGCGACCGCACUAUGAGGAAGACGAAUUUCUCGUCUAUACCGAUGAUCCCCGCCGCCGCGUUGAAAGUCCACCUCCGCGUCCCCGUCUUUUGCGCCGACAAUCCUCCUUGGACACCUUCGACCGCAUUUCGUCCCGGAGGCGAAAGGACAGUCAUUAUUACGAUCAUCCCAAGGUUGUGGUUCCAUCGCCUCCUAGGCGCCCCUCACCAUCCCCGCAUCGCCAUGACCGCGAUUACUACGAAGACAUUCGCAUUGCGGAACCUGAUUACUACGGGGAUGAAGAAUAUCGUGAGUUCCGCGAACGAGAACACCCAACUUCUAGGCGACGUCGUCCGAGCAGCCCCCCGCGCUUCCGUGGGCAUACCUUCGAGGAAGUUGUGGAGAAGCCGUAUCCACGUCGAGGCAAAACCCGUAUACCUAGGCGCCUGGUGCAUACCGGUGCCAUCAUUGAGCUUGGAUAUCCCUUUAAGGAGGAAAGCGACAAAAUUAUUAUACUGGUAGCCCUUUCCAAGGACCAGAUCGACGAAGUGAUUAGUCUGAGUCGAGAAUUCAAACGGCUUCCGGAAGCUCGUGCGUCAUAUCAUCGGGCACCACAGUCACCCCGUCGGCCCGUUCAUUCUGCCCGUUCCAGUCGUGAAACCUUGAUCGUAGAGCCGUCCCCUCACCGUCGCCGGUCCGGGUCACAGCUCCUUGGGGUUUCAACUAUCGCCCGGCCGCGCUCAGUAUCCGUGCACAACCGCAGUCGUCGUCACUCGUCGCCUCCCCCACACAUGGUAGAGCUUCGCGAUGGUGACGUUGCACAGUCCGAAGACCUUCGGGUUGGACCGCUCACCGUCAUUGCACGCCCUCGCGAUGACUAUGAUGACCAUGAUCACCACUAUGAUCGCCACGGUGGGGUGGACAUCAACACCAGGACGGAGACAAUCGAGGAUGACGGUGAAUACGAGAAGAUUGUCGAAACGCGUAGGGACCGCAAAGGUAGGUUGUCCAUGAUAUGGGAAUUUUUCAACCAUGUUAAAAUUGGGACCCUGACCAUGUUGAAACUAGUUCCUCACCCUCGGCUUGUUCGCGCGAUGUUGGCGACACUUACUUAGACAUGCCGCUAUCCUACUGCUAUCGACGCAGUGAUUCACCGAAGAAACUGGCAGUAACCCCUGCUAUUGUGCUAGUAUAUUUAAGUGUCUAUCUAUUGCUUGAUUUAGGAUUCGUUUGUUUUAUUCCUGGCAGAUAUUAUGUCUAUCUCUGGCCUAUUCUCUAUGGAUUGUAUAGAUACCCUACGAGUUACGAGGUUUGAAGCGGAUGAUUUCGGGGUUUAUUGCCAUGUCUAGUUGUAUGGAAGUAUUCUGGGAGGCUUACUGUUUACAAUGCAUUCAAAUUAAGAACUAUUGAGCAAUGUACUCUGCACUCUCCCGUGAUGAACGACUAUAGCAAUAUACAAUGUGUGGCGGUGCGGAGAGCGUUGCAUUGUGGCUUGAGGGCCUCGACGGUGGCUUGGUAUCGUCGUCCAGGCCACCGCUUGUGUUGCUUUCCUAUCCCCUUCCAUUCUUCCC
Molecule: messenger RNA, 1941 nt
Organism: Monascus purpureus
Lineage: Eukaryota; Fungi; Ascomycota; Eurotiomycetes; Eurotiales; Aspergillaceae
Source: the annotation of a GenBank genome assembly